ACCCAGUCCUUAAAACCCCCGGGUAGAGGGAUGGCGCGUGUCGCCUCUGGGGUGCGUUGCAGACACCUCUGCAACGCCAGCUUGAAAGCCGCCCCGGGCCUGGGAUUUGAUUCCACUUUAUCAACUCCUAACCCCCACCCAUCUCAACCGCAACUCCAACUCCGUGAGAAAGCCCCGACUUUGCGGAGGAGCCCCAGGUGCAGUGGAGCUCAGCAAACUUGAGACACUUUUUCCCCCCCUCUCCUCCACCCCAAUCCAAGUUUAGGUUCUGACUGAGCCAAGAGUGGGUGCUAAAAGCAGCGGGCAUCAGGUGUCUAGGGCGGGCCUCCGGGUCUCUGGGGACUCUCAGGUUGAAGUCUUGCUCUGGGCAGAGGCUCCAGGGCGUUUUCCCAGAGCCGGUGGCUCUGCACCGCUGGAAAAACCACGCUUCGUCGCAGCAUGGCCACCAGCCUUAACGCAGACAGCCCGCAGCCGCUGAGCCCGCUGUCUACCCAGCAGACCACACUUCUGCUACUCCUCUUGGUCCUGGCCGCCGUGCACUUGGGACAGUGGCUGCUGCGACAGUGGCGGCAGAAACCGUGGUCCUCGCCCCCGGGUCCUUUCCCUUGGCCACUGAUCGGAAAUGCGGCGUCUGUGGGCCGAGCGUCACACCUGUACUUUGCUCGCCUUGCGAGGCGCUAUGGGGACGUUUUCCAGAUCCGCCUGGGCAGCUGUCCCGUCGUGGUGCUGAACGGCGAGAGUGCCAUCCACCAAGCCUUGGUGCAACAGGGCAGCGUCUUCGCGGACCGGCCGCCCUUUCCCUCUUUCCGCGUGGUGUCUGGUGGCCGCAGCCUGGCGUUUGGCCACUACUCGGAGCGCUGGAAGGCGCAGCGACGCGCGGCCUAUGGCACGAUGCGCGCCUUCUCCACGCGCCACCCGCGCAGCCGCCGCCUCCUGGAGGGCCACGCGCUGUGCGAGGCGCGAGAGUUGGUGGCGGUCCUGGUGCGUCGCUGCUCCGGCGGCGCCAUCCUGGAUCCGACGCAGCCGAUCAUCGUGGCGGUGGCCAAUGUCAUGAGCGCCGUGUGCUUCGGCUGCCGGUACAACCACGACGAUGCCGAGUUCCUAGAGCUGCUCAGCCACAACGAAGAGUUCGGGCGCACGGUGGGCGCAGGCAGCCUGGUGGACGUGCUGCCCUGGCUGCAGCUCUUCCCUAACCCGGUGCGCACCGCCUUCCGCGAGUUCGAGCAGGUCAACCGCAGCUUCACCAACUUCGUCCUGGACAAGUUUUUCAAGCACCGCGAAAGCCUGGUGCCCGGGGCUGCUCCCCGAGACAUGAUGGACGCCUUCAUCCUCUCCGCGGAAAAGAAGGCGACCGGGGGCCCUGGCGAUGGUCCCUUCGGGCUGGAUUUGGAGAACGUGCCGGGCACUAUUACGGACAUCUUCGGAGCCAGCCAGGACACCCUCUCCACCGCGCUGCUGUGGCUGCUCAUCCUCUUUACCAGAUACCCUGAUGUGCAGGCUCGGGUGCAGGCUGAGUUGGACCAGGUUGUGGGGAGGGACCGUCUACCCUGCAUGGAUGACCAGCCCAACCUGCCAUACGUCAUGGCUUUCCUUUAUGAAUCGAUGCGAUUUUCCAGCUUUCUGCCUGUUACCAUUCCUCACGCCACCACGGCCAACACCGUUGUCCUAGGCUACCACAUCCCCAAGAACACGGUGGUUUUUGUCAACCAAUGGUCUGUGAACCACGACCCAGCCAAGUGGCCUAACCCAGAGGACUUUGAGCCAGCCCGAUUCCUGGACAAGGACGGCUUCAUCAACAAGGAACUAGCCAGCAGUGUGAUGAUUUUUUCCGUGGGCAAACGGCGGUGCAUUGGGGAAGAGCUCUCGAAGAUGCUCCUGUUCCUUUUUAUCUCCAUCCUUGCUCAUCAGUGCGAUUUCAAGGCUAACCCAAACGCGCCCUCAAACAUGAGUUUCAGUUACGGCCUGACCAUUAAGCCCAAGUCGUUUAAAAUCCACGUGUCUCUCAGAGAGUCCAUGGAGCUCCUUGAUAGUGCUGUUCAAAAGCUGCAAACUGAGGAGGCUGGUCAGUGAGAAGCCAGAGGUAGCUGAAAUGUUACAACACCCGCCUCAUUAACUGGGGAGGAAAACACAGCGUUUUUUGUUUGUUUUUUUCCAGUUCCACUUUGGCCAUCACGUCUCUGAAGUGAGCAGAAACCAAGUGGCCUGAAGGUGAGGCAUGUUUACCAUGGCUCCUCCGGGGCCCAUGCCACCGUUACUGGCUGUAUUUUUUGAAUCAGAGUAAAAGGGCCCAAGGAAUUUGGAUCCUGUCAGCAAAACCUUCCUAAGGGAACUUCCCCCCCCCCCCAAUUAAACAUACGCACACAUAUCAACAGUUGUGCACAACUACCCAAGAAAGUAUUUCAGUGAUUCUGCCUUUGUAGGUAGAUUUGAGAUGGAACUUCUACGUGCAGAAAUUUACCCCUUCAGAAACCACACUAAGCAAAGGUUUAGGAUAUACUCAAGAUUCGAACACAAGUAAUUUCAGUGUAAAACUGUAAAGACCAGAAAUUCUCCACCAAGAAACAACCUACUUAGGAAAGUAUUUUAACUCCUCGGAGGUAGCCCUGGGUGAGGUUUUCUUUCUGCCUGCAGAUGUGCCUCCCACUCUAGGAUGGACCCUAAAGUCAGUUGCUCAAAAAGAAAUGAAUAGUUUAACUUAAUAACUGCAGUAGAGUUCAGCGAUUAAUUAAUUUAAAGGUAAAUUGUUUAGAUGGCAAAUUUUGUUUUCUACAAGUUAAAGUUGCAUGCCAUUUGGCUGCUAAUGUGAAGUAUUCCAGUUAGGAGGAGGAAAAAUAUUUGCUAGUCCAACGUAAGCUUUCAGAUACGGGACUGUAAUAAACCUGUAUCAGUGAUAAGUCUCACAAACUAAAAAAACAAAACAAAACAAAACCUCAUGUCACCAAAUAGCAUUCAAUGCAUAUAAAUUUGUUACAUAAUUACUCAUAAACAUCAUAUGAAUAUUAAUUAUUUGAUCAGCAAAACAUUUGAAUGAUAUAUUUCUUAUGUCAUAUAGUAAACCAAAAAGUAUAUAUAAUCCGUUGAAAUUUGCCCAGAUCCACGCAAUGAGCUAGACUAAAUGGAUCUGUUUUGACAUCAGGGAACCAAGUAACAAAGAUUUUUUUUUUUUCCCCAUUCAAGGUUCAGACAAGGAACAAAUCUCAAAACUAAACCAGUUAAAAUAUGUUCUUAUCUGGUAGUUGUUAUGAUAAAGAUGCUCCUUUUGGAAUUGACCCCAUUAAUAUGUUAAGGUUCCAAACUCUUGGCAUGCUUCGAUUUUAAAUUAAUUUAAAAUCCAUCUUGAUUACUUUGUUUCAGUUGAAGCUAGAGGAAAUAGCAUCACCAUCCCUUCAAAGGGGAGACACCUAACCUUUGUCUGAGGACAAAUGCUGAAACAAGGCCAUGGAUUUUCUAGAUGUUCUUUGUAUUAGGACAUACGAGAGGAAACUCAUUACAACUGGGCAAUUUCUUUUUAACCGUUAUUAUUAUUGUUGUUGUUACUGUUUUUGAAGUUGAGUAUUAAGGUCUGUGGGGUUUUUUUUUAAAUUGUCUUGGGAGGCUGUUUAGUGAUUGCAUUGUGAGACGGUGGGGAUAGCUAAAAUCAGUUCUCUUAUUUCGGAUGGCACACUAUGAGCAGUUACCUUUUGGUCUCUGGGAAAGAGGAAACAGAUGCAUUUGGAUUAUGUAAACAAGCUGAAAACCCUUGGAGAAGGGCUGGAAGAGUGCAGAAGUAGGAGCAGGGCUGGUGGGGGAUUCCCAUUUCUGUUUUCCUUGCCAUUAGACGGAACAAAAGAAGCCCACUGUGCUCAGAGAGCUUACUGUUUGCUCUGUUUCUCUGGGCUUUGUGGAAUUUUCAUAUCAGAAUUAGAAAGGAUGGAGUGUGUGAUGCCUUUUGUGUGGAGGCAGCCAGAAGCUGCAAGAAAGAUGUUUAAAUGGUUCCCAUUCACUGCAAAUUAAUUUAUUGAACUACAAAAUUUGAAACAUGAACAUUUCGGGGGGGGGGGGGGAGAAGAUGUUUGGAGUGACAGCCCUUAAAUUUUAAGGGUAUCUUAAGAAUCGCCCGAACCUUCCUCUACCUUCCACCUCUACAUCUAUUUUGUAGUUGGAGAUUGAGUUAUAAAAAUUUAAUCUUUAUUUAAAGGUUUUCACCACAGAACCCCUUGAAUGUGAAACACGGGUUGUGUCAGUAUUUUAAAAGCCUUAAUUUCAACUACAGAAAGGAACUCUAUCCAAAGUUUUUUUAUUUGUUUUUUAAGUCUUCUUAAAAGCAUGCAUCUCAGUAGGACUGGGGCAGAGACAUGGGCUCCUGUGGCCUCUUUCUCUGAGAAAUCCGUCAUAGUGAAAGUCGUCAUGUACCAAUCUGGACCCCUCAUUAAGUUAACCAGACCCAGACGUGCGUUUCGUGAAUGUGGGCACGGUUUUCACCAGAUGCUUUCAGCGACAGAGGAAGAAGCAGGGGUGCUUUAUUUAAUGUUUUUAGAAACUAGUGAAAGGAAGGAGGUCGUAAACCAGAAAUGAGCAACAAUUACCAAAUCUGGAGGCUAUCGUGAUGGAUUUACUGGCUUAAUCAGAAAGCCUGAUGUUAUUUCUCCCACAGAAGGACUUCAUUUGCUGAUCACCACAUAAGGCAGAAUGUUCAGCUCAGCACAGCAAAAGUACUUUCUUACUAAAUGCCUCAUUUGGGUAUUAAUGCUUGGACUGUGUCAGAACAUCCUUUUUUAAAAAAAAAAAAAAAAACAAAAAAAAGAUGUCUCGGGUAUGUUUUGUGGGUUAAUCAAAAGAGUUCAUGCCCCAGAACUUAGCCUUUACCUGUGAAAUAUUACCACACUCUUAAUGUUUUCGCACCAGGGCUGUAUUAGAUCAAGUAGAUACAUCACCGUGUAUGUUAAUUAGUAUGUUUUUUAGCUGUGACACGAUUGUAUGAUAAAGAGUACAUGUUACCUGGUGACUAUAACCCAUGCAUAACUUCCUAUUUAGCCUCUUCUUGUGUUUUUAUACUUUAUCAUGUAUGUUCUUUGUGUGUAUAUAGCUGAUACAGUGCACAGUCAUAACCAAGACAGAUUCUAUGCACACAGCAUUAACUAAUGUGUAGCCUUUACCUUUUGAUGUACUAAAAUUUUUUAAAAAAGUUUUAUUGGUCAUUAUCUAUUACAAAACACCAUUACCUAGACAAUAAAAUUCACUUUCAUAAUUCUA
Peromyscus californicus insignis is the source of this 5232-nucleotide messenger RNA. Its product is annotated as cytochrome P450 1B1. The coding region runs from base 439 to 2070 and encodes 543 amino acids. The transcript is spliced from 3 exons. Gene Ontology annotation, molecular function: oxidoreductase activity, acting on paired donors, with incorporation or reduction of molecular oxygen; iron ion binding; monooxygenase activity. The record is from RefSeq and is a predicted model, not a curated record. Lineage: Eukaryota; Metazoa; Chordata; Mammalia; Rodentia; Cricetidae.